AUGGCCUCAAUAAAUGAAGUCCAACUUCGCGUCUGUGGUCCUUUCAUUCAGGAGGCUAAGAAUAAUCUCCAUAGCGCUUAUGAAGAGUUAUUCCUUCGAGUUUGCACACCAAGAACGCUUCCGCUCUUGAGAAACGGCCAGUGGAGUUGGGCAAUGGUUGCAUCGUACCUGAAAAAGGUUACUGCCCUUGAGGAUAUGAUUGCUGGCGGACUUUACAUAGUAUGUGGCCAGGUGCCGCGGAUUCGGGAGCUGCUCACGUUGGAAGUGGGGAACGGCCCUUCCACGACGCGAGGCAUCUCCUUGUGGAACGGGUCAGUGAUCUACCUCCUUCGACAUCAUAAAGCGAAAAGAUCUACAAACCGAGAGUUCUAUGUAGCUCGCUUCUUACCAGCGCGGCUGGGAAUGGUCAUGGUUCGGUACCUGGCCUGUAUACGCCGGCUUGCACAGCUCUUACGGCGAGAACAGCAUGGGAACCAUCGUCAAGACUAA
Ilyonectria robusta is the source of this 489-nucleotide messenger RNA. RefSeq lists its product as uncharacterized. The transcript has a single exon. The record is from RefSeq and is a predicted model, not a curated record. NCBI's taxonomy places the organism in Eukaryota, Fungi, Ascomycota, Sordariomycetes, Hypocreales, Nectriaceae. Bases 1 to 489 code for a protein of 162 amino acids.